AAGGCCUUGGAAAAGAAGCAACGAAGAGCCCAGUCGAAGUCGAGAAAGAGACAACGUCAACAACUAAACCCGUGCAAAACGCUACUGUUGCUGCCGCUGUUAGUGGAUUAUCGACCAACAACUACAACAUUACCAACACAACAACAAACAUCAACACAACCGCCAUCAUCACUACAUCAGCAAUACAGCCAGUAUCGCAAGAGUCAGUACAGACAAAGUCUGGCAAAGUCUUAACUGCUGCCCACACUUAUCCACAGCUUUUGCAAAACCCAACAAACACAUACAACAAUCCAUCAUCAACAGCGGCAGCAACGGCAGCAGCUACAGCCACAGCCCCAACCCCAGCCACUUCCACCUCCGCCACUAGCGCCAAAGCAGCAACAGCAGCAGCAGCAGCAGCCAACGCACCAGCACCAAUCACAGCGAUAGUGUCCACAAUCGAAGCAGCAAAUAACGCGCCAACAACAAGCUCACGCAGCCGCCAUAAACGACGCAGUAUCAGUACCAGCAUCACCACGAAUCCACACGGCAAAAGCGGUUCAUCAGCAGCGGCAGGCCAUUCGGGCACUGCCACCAACAUUAAACAGAGCGCGAGUCGCAACAGCAAUAUACGCAGUUCAUCGUCCAACAGCACAAUGGCCUCGUCCAAUCAUCGUGGCGGGGGCGGCGGCGGUGGGGGCGGCACAGGUGGCGGCGGCGGUCACGGCCAUGCCGGUUCCGGUCUACAAAUCGGCUCAGCGUGGUUUCAACGCAAAAUCAAUUUACGACCACAACAUCGAGGUGUUCAUUUAGUAACGGAGGAGAUCCUUCGACAAAUGCCUGAAUUAUCACAAUUUUCUGUGGGAUUAUGUCAUGUGCAAAUUUUACACACAUCAGCGAGUUUAGCGUUAAAUGAAAGUUGGGAUCCAGAUGUCAGAGACGACAUGGAAAUGAUGUUAAAUAAAAUAGUUCCCGAAGGUUUACCCUAUAGGCAUUCAUGUGAAGGACCCGAUGAUAUGCCUGCGCAUGUAAAAGCCUGCUUUCUUGGCAGUUCAUUGACAAUCCCCAUAACGGAUGGUAAAUUAUCACUGGGCACCUGGCAAGGUGUUUGGCUAUGCGAGCAUCGCGAUCAGGCUGGCUCGCGUAAACUGGUGAUAACACUGAGCGGGUGUCCGCGAGAGACGGCACGCAGUCCACUGUCACCGGUAUCGCCCAUUGCCUCCACCUCCAGUUAGGGAAGGCCUCGCUCCACCCGUGAUAGUCGGUAAUCGCGGGGGAGCGACAAUAAUGAACACAUUUCGUCAGCGUCGUCAAGGAAAUUAAUUUUGAAUAGAAAUUUAGCUAAUACCCAAUUAAAUAAUAAAAAAAUGAUGAUGAGUCGCCGUGGCCAUGAGGUCAAGCCUCUAGAAAUAACAUCUUCUACAACUACUACAACAACAACUUAUCCAAAUGCAGCAGCCGCAGCAGCAGCCGCCAAUGAAGCCCAUGCAACAGCCUCCUCUGCUGCCACCGCGACAACUCCAACAACUAGCGCAUUAUUAAAGGAGAGUAGACAAUUGUUGCUGAAGCAGCAAUUAAAAUUACAAUUGAACAUAAAUGUUAGUGAAAUGAUGGAUAACUUAAGACGAAAUGUUGAUGAUUACAAUUUCAUACAAUACGAUGGUGAUCUGAAUCGGAAUCUGGCUCGUGUCCAAGAAGAAGCAGAAGGUGCAGAUAGAGCAGCCCAGGUGGCAGCGGCAGCAAUCCAGGAUGCCAACGCUGCCGCCAAGCGAAGGCGAGAAAGCGAGAGUAGGGGACAAAAUAAAUUAGAUACCGUCACAACAGUGCCUCAAUUACAACAAAAAUUUAAUAAAUUUAAUAUAAUAGAAGCAGCAGCAACAACAACAUCAACAGGUGCAGCAACUACUAUAGCAGCAGCAGCAGCAGAAACAACAUUAGCGACCACAGUGUUGUCAUCGUCGUCAUCAUCAGCCGCAUUAACGUAUACAUCAUUGACACAGAAACAACCGCAGAAUACGGCAUUAGCUAAAUUUAAUCGAAUUAUUGACAAUACAGUGCCGGUUAUUAAUAAUUAUCAACUACAACAACAACAACAACAAGAAAAUGUUGCUGACACUACAUUAAAACAAACAUCAGACCAUUUACAGCAACGCCAACAAGAACAACAACAACAGCAUCAACCACAACCAAUAGCCGUAGAGAUGCCUCUGUUAAGUGAUAGUUUGAAACGUAGAUUGGCAUCACAUCAUUAUACCGACCUAAUUGUAAAUAAUUCAGAAAUUAAUUUCUCAUCCGAUAGAACCGCAACAGUCAGACAAACACCACCACCACCAACAACAACAACAGCAGUUACUUCUCAGAUAUCUUCUUUGCAGCAGCAGCAGCCGAGACUUGGAGCUUGUAAAGACUCCUUGGAGGAGGUGGCCGCCCCAAAGAAGGUGUCUGUUGAAGAUAGCCAAUUGAAACGAAAUGAUGUUCAUUAUUUGUUGAAACAAUUAAAUAGUUUUAGUGAUAUUGAAGAAAUAGAAAUUGUUGAUAUGAAGCAAAAACAGCGUCAGCAACAGCAACAAAAGCUUAUUAGAGACAAACAGCAACAGCACCAACAACAGCAGUAUGCGGGUCCACAGAAUCUUGCAACAGAAACCGAAACUUCAAUGCACCAACAGGGCGAGGUGUUAAGAGCUGAGAUCUUAACAGUUGCCCUGCCACCGCUUCUUGAUACUCACGAUACUUCGUAUGCUUCCACCCACACCACUUCUGCCUCCACACCGCAUAAGCCACAACAAGUGGCCACUUUGCCCCCUUACAUCUCUAGUUAUUCUCAACACAUUUCGGGUACAGCCCAAAUUAGUGAUCAAACACAAUGCCACACCACACAGCCACAACCACAACCACAACCACACUUUGUCCAACUUCCCCCCCGCAAUGAUUCUGUGACCGCCCUGGGGCAGCAUAUUGCCGAUGGUGGUGCUGCUGAUUUAGUAGGUGGUUAUGCCAUAGAAAGCAAGCAACAUUUUCAUCACGAACACACCGCCGAAGACGGCGCCGCCUCCUGCUCCUCCCCCCCUAAUAAGACACCCUCGCCCACAGCAACAUCACUAGUGAUAUACUCACCCUCGUCACAAUCGCACAAAGGCAUACGGCGUUAUGCCUCACUUCAUCAGCAAAAUGAUGGCGAAACACUAGAUCAGCAUGACCAACAUCAUUAUAGGCGGCGCUACCAACACCAUCAUCAUCAUCAUCAACAUCAACACAACACUCAUCAACAGCAUUGUCAGGCACAUGCGCAUCCCCAUCAGCAUCAUCCCAUGAAUGCACAUUACAUUUGUCGCCUGCCGCAUGAGCAUUACUCCGAGGGCUCAAUACUCGAUUCGGCAGCGGCCCAAGCUGCAGCCUGCGAUCCGCUGGCCUUACAACAAUUUGUGGAUGAUUACAUAUUUCAAUCCUGCCAUUAUCUGGAAACAAACAAUUUUGCCGCCAACUAUUGCACUGCCAUGGUCGAAUCGUCGUCGCAUGAAUUUCGACCGUCCACCACAACAACUACGCGCACCUCCAACGAGGAAUAUGACGAUGAGGAGUGUUAUGUUGAGGACCACUCGUCGGCGCACUCAUUCGAAUUGCAUGAAUGUGAGCCACCGACGGUCAUAUGUAAGGCUCCAGCGCCGGCGCCGGCGCCGACUGCACUACCGCCACAACAUAUACGCGCCUCAAUGCGUCACUUGAUACCACUGUCCGCAUCAACAUUGCCGCCACUACCGCCGCCUCAAGCACCCCCGUAUACAAUGGAGACACGUUUAUGUAGCAGCGGUGUACAGACUGAUUUAACGGCUUCAUCUUUAGCGCAAAGUUUUAGCCUUAGUUCAUCGUUAUCGUCAUCGGAACAACGCAAACGCAGGCAGCCCAUAUUCAAGUGUUGCUAUACCCCAUUGGAUAGAUGGCGGGAGAAGCGCCAACAGCAGCAGCAGCAACAACAACAACAACAGCAACAAAUUCAACUACAAAAACGCACAAAAACUGUUACCAACCAGCAACAGCAACAGUCCUCCUCCUCCUAUAGCUCUGCCAAGGCCGGCGCCGCCGCUGCCGCCUCUACCACCAUAACCACUACAUCAUGUUUAAAGAACACCAGUGUUGCUGUCGUUGAGGCCGGCGGCAGUAUUGUUGGUAUUGAGCAAGCAGCCAUUACCGCCACUACUUCUACCACCGCCGCCGCAACUUCAUCUCACAUUGUUCUCCAUUCACAGCAUCAUUCUCUACCCACAAAAAAUGCACCUUAUGCAGUUUGACAAAUGCCUUUGAAGCAACAGAUUUUUUAUAAAAAUGUUGCUUGCUUUCUAGCCAUUUAUAUACUCUUACCUUAAACGAUACAACAACAAAAACAAAACAACAACAAACACUAUAUAGUUUUCCUUUUUGUAAAAAUAUAAAAAAUGGAAAUUUUUGCCGCCCACUUUAACAAAAACAAGAAAGAAAAAAAAAGAAACAAAAACUAAACAAAAAAAGAAGAUAUUUAAAAGAAAUGAACAAAAGAAAACACGAUAAAAAUUAUAUUUAAAAAAGCCGCCGCCGCUGUCUUAUUUUUGUAAAUCUCUUUUUUCUCUUUUGCGAUAUCAACAAUUUUUUGCUAUUUCCUUAAACUUAAGAAGAAGACGAACAACAACAGCAACAAGAAGCAGAAGAAAAUAACAAAAAAAAAACUACAACAACAACUAAUUUUUUAUAACCUCUUAUAAAAGUCCUAUGCGCCCUAUCCUACCUGCCCUACCCUACACCAAACCACAAAAACAAAAGGCCUUUCUCCCUUCCUAUUUCCAAAAAUCACUGAGAAGAUUGCAGAAAAAUAAACUUAAACCUCUCAAACUAGAGGAGUUUAGGUUUAUUUUUUUGCAAGUAUUUACUACUCUCUUACUCUCACUCUCUCACACAACAACUACAUAAAAUCAUUUCUCAAUAUCCUAAAAAUGUAUCCCGUUAUAAAACAAACAGACAAAAACAAACUUAUGCAGCAGCAGCAAUUAUUGCCUAUGCCGCUCUAAAAAUGUUCUUCUCCUUCUUUUCUUUUGUUUGUUUUCUUGAUUAUUGAAUUAAUGUUAUAAACACAAAACAUUGUAACGCCAUCUUUCUAUUGUUAUUUACAAAAUAAAGAACCGAACUUUAAAACUCAACUCAACUUCACACACUUCCACACACACACACGCAACCUACAGCCACAACAAAAUUCUUAAAGAACAGCCACAAACUAAAAACAACAAUCACUUGGAAUAGGUAAAAUAUAAAAUGUCUCACUUAUAAUCAUCUCUCUCACUCUUCCCCUCUGUCUCUCUCUCAGUCUCACUAUGCUAUCACUUUUGUUCUCAUACACACAAACUGCUUACGAAAAAUUGAUUUAUUUUUUUUAAUUUCAAAUGAAGAAAUGUUAA
Stomoxys calcitrans (stable fly) is the source of this 5399-nucleotide messenger RNA. Its product is annotated as UPF0047 protein YjbQ. The coding region runs from base 636 to 1214 and encodes 192 amino acids. The record is from RefSeq and is a predicted model, not a curated record. NCBI's taxonomy places the organism in Eukaryota, Metazoa, Arthropoda, Insecta, Diptera, Muscidae. The transcript is spliced from 4 exons.